AUGAUCUGUGUGGAAUGCACCAAUCCAGACAUAGAAUGUCUCUAUUCGGAGUUCAAAAGCAAAUACAUCAAGCUAACAAUCUGUCCUCAAUGUGGUAACUUGGCUGAUAAGUACAUUGAAUUUGAUAAUGUCAUGAUAUUCUUAGAUGUAUUACUUCUCAAGCCUCAAGCGUACAGACAUUUGGCGUAUAAUGUCGUUGAGGAGGCUGUUUUCGGUGACGCCAGAGGAAAGUCCACGGAUUCCAAGAGCUUUCUUGCACGUUACAAGAAACUCAUUCGGUAUUAUAUUCUCACCAUAUUAUUUGAAGUUUACCUUACAUGGGCAUACGAAGAAAAGAGUCAACAUCGAGCUAUAAUCGCUGAUAGGGUGUUACUGGCACCUGUCCAUUGGCAAUAUUUCUAUUUUAUUUGCCAGCAAACAACAGAGCGAGUGACAUUUUGCUACCUAAUCGAUAUGUUCUAUUGGAAGCUCAUGCGCUGGCCGCAGACUACCAACAAUAACAUGCACAGCCGUUUCCAGCGGGGGUAUUUCUCGACUGUACUACUAGUAACCACAAGCAUGUCGUUGGCGGUCAAGUGCCUUCCAAUUAUCAUGCUUAUUUGGCCAUACGACAACAUCAUAAUUGCAUCAGCAGCUGUGGAUGCAUUAGGAGUUUUCAACACCAUCGAAGCAUUGCGAAUUAACACGGGCUCGUCAUAUCUUGCCACUACACUUAUUGUGUUGACAGCCACAGCAUUCCUGAUGUUGACCAAGUACGUGUCCAUGGCACUUUUAGUUGCCUGUUUCUCGCCGGGGAUGACUUUCCUUGAGUUAUUGAACAACAAGCUCGGCACACAGCUACAUGAAACCAAAUCGCUCAUGUCAUUUAUCCAUUACUCGUUGUCCAUAGUAUUGGGAAACUCAUCCGGUUCAUGA
Molecule: messenger RNA, 915 nt
Organism: Sungouiella intermedia
Lineage: Eukaryota; Fungi; Ascomycota; Pichiomycetes; Serinales; Metschnikowiaceae
Source: the annotation of a GenBank genome assembly